CCGAUCCAUACACUUCACUUAUUUUGUAGUUAUGUUACUGAAUGCCGUUUGAUGGACAAAUUGGAUGAACAUCAUUGUAAACACUCAUUUGGAUUCGGUCAUCUGGCAUUGUUUUGAUGAAACUGUCAAAUGUAGCCCCGCCCCCUCUCCGCACUCAGUUGUUGUGCUCCUGUCGACUGGAGCUGCUGUUGGCUUCUCAGUCUCUCACCACUGUGUUGGAAAGAUGGCAACGGACUGGCAUGGCCUGGCGUUGCAGCAAGCUGAACACAUUUCGAGUCGUAUCAGGGAAGUCUUGUCCGUUGGAAUACAGCUCCUCAAAACCGAGCUCGGGGUAGACCUAGACGUUCAGCCCGAGCUCUUCCCAACAUGGAUCAUCCUGUCGACCGCAUUCAUCGGAGUGUUUGUGGUGGUCGCGCUGGCGUGGUUAGCGGCCUGCGGUGGGUACCUCGUCGGAAGAAAGCGGGGACCUAACGUGAGUGAGCCUAGUAGCGAUACUGUAAAGGCCUCGGUGAUCAAGACUAUAAAACCCGAGGAACCGAAGAAGAAAAACAAGAAGAGACCAGCUGACAAGAAAGCUCAGCCCAAUGGUCGGACUGCAUCAGAAUCACCAGAUGAACUCAAACCAGGUGAAGACACUCCCAAGGCCCAGGCCGGGGGGAAACUAGACAAGGCAAAGAAAAACAAGAAGAAAGCCAAAGUUGAAGUGAAGCCAGCCCAGACCGCCCUGCCAUCUGUGGAGGGCAAAGAACCAGAUGAAGGUGACUGGGAGACCAUGGUGAGCAACAAGGAGAGGCGGCAGCAGCGCAAGAAGGAGAAGAGCCCCAACAGUGGCAGCCCAGGAGGCAGAGACAGAGCUGGCCACCAGGGGGAGACGGCUGCAUCUGCUACUCACACCUCCUCUGGAUCCAGGAAGAACAGAGCCUCCAGCAGCUGGACGGAGGUGUCGUCGGUGAACGGCGGGGGAUGGGCGGAUUCCUCCAUGAAGCUGGGCUCGCCAGUCAGCACCACGGACAGCGGCAACUGGACCCCCAUGAUGAAGCCGGCAGCACACAGAACCCCCGAGACGCUGGGCUGGACCCCCAAUACUGACGCGUCCUGGAACAGUAUGGAUGGGCAGGUGCAGGUGCAGGUGCAGGCUGAGCUCAACCCCGUCAACUUCGUACUGGGACUAAAUGCAGGAGGAGAGUCCAUCUCCCAGCCAUCAACAGACUUACAGUGGGACAACCUGGCACCGGUGGACGAAUGGUCUGCCUUCAAUGGCCUGGCUCCAGUGGACCCCACCUCUGACUGGAAUGCCCCAACCGAGCUGUGGGGUAACUAUGAAGAGCCGGCAGUAGACCUCUCCACACCCACAGCGCCCCCUGUCAGACAACAGUCAAUAGACUCGGAUGAGGACAAAGAGAAAGAGGAAGGAGGGAGUGCAAAAUCCAAGAAGAAGAAGAAAAAGAAGAAGAAACAGGAGGAAGCGGAGGAAGCCGACAUGGAGAGUGAAUCCCCCAAGCCCCAUAAUAAGUAUGCAGCCAUGGGGGACGCAGGCUUCUCCAAACACAGCCCCCCACUUCAGAAAAAUCCCGAGCAGAGUCCAGAGGCGCCGAAGCAGUCGGGCCACAAGAAGCGUGCGAGGAGAGAGACAUGAUGGCCUGGCGUGGCCCCUGUUGACUAGAUAUCUGCAGUAUUACCAUUGCAGAUGGCUGCCUUCCUCAUGCAAUAAUCAAUCACACACAGUGCAGAUUUUAUACAGCGGAAAAAAACCCAACAAAACCAAUAAACCACUGACUGUGCUCUUCAGCAAGUCCAGAAAUAAGCACAAGAGAUGAAAAAAGAGGUGCAGAAAGGGUCAGGGAGGAAAAAAGACGUUUUUGUUUUUUGUUGAUGCUGUGUUGGAUCCAUCUGCACGGUUGGCAAAAUACUGCUAACGAAGCUACUUGGUCCGUCUGGCCAGUUACUAACCGUGGGAGAGACGAAGGGUUGUUGAGCUACAACGUUCCUUUUUUUCGCUUUCGAUGAUAAGACUAUGAUUUUUUUUGUUCUCAUUUCUUUUGAUUUUCUUAUUAUUUGAUUAUCCUAUUAUUUGGUCUUGGAAGCACGUGAAACGAAGAAGGGUGGUUGAGCUACAAUGCUCCUAUGUUUCGCUGCCAAUAAGAGAAUGAAAUCUUUUCUUUGUUUAUAGAUUUGUUUUCAUCAUCGUUUCUUUUUUUGUUUGUUCGAAGAACAUGGAGGAUUGUGUCUUAACACAAGUAAUGUGAAUCUUUUCUGGGGCACAUGAAAUACUUUUUUUUAAUGUUUACCUUGAAUGUUUUGGUUCAUUUUAAUGUUCUCUCUCUCUCUCUCUCUCUCUCUCUCUCUCUCUCUCUCUCUCUCUCUCUCUCUCUCUCUCUCUCUCUCUCUCUCUCUCUCUGUCCGUCCUUCUCUCCCUCUCCCUCCCUCCCUUGGUAUGUUUGUACUGGUGAUUCUGCACACAGUAGUGUCAGUACUACUAAUCUGCAGUUGGGGCUUCCCCUACAUAAGGACAAGAAGCUCUGAAACAAAGAACGCCUUGUGCACUGAGCCAGCACUAGGUGGCGACAAAAGCUCUGUGUUGGCUCUGCGUGCAUACGUGACUGAAAAGGCAAGAAGUAUGAUGGAGGACAUUGCCAACAACAGCGCUCCCUUUUUGACAUGCAGCAUACUAUAGUACUACAUGCAUACGUACUCCAUAUUUUGAACAGUCUACAGAACACUUAUUCAUAUGACAAAUUUGCAUCCAUUGUACAUACAGUACGUGUUGCAUAUUUAUUGGUUGAUCAAAUAUUGGAAGUUUUGAUGAUGAAAAUGUCAUCCUUGGUUUGGAGCUGUUCUGUGAUUCGGUAGCUUUAGCUAGUAUUAUUUUUAUUUUUUUGUAUUAUUUUCCUCAUUGUUAGGAAGCCUUUUGAAUAAGCCCUGUUUAGGCUGACUGUCCAAAGGGCUUAAAUCCUUUUUUGUUAUUAUCCGUGUUUGCACUGUGCCACUUGCUGUACUGCACCCUUGGUGUCGUUUUUUUUUGUUUGUUUUAUUUAUUGCUAUUAAGUUAUUGUUGUUAUUAUGAUGAUGAUUAUUAUUUAAAUGUGAAAAUGUGAAGGUUUUGCAUCGGAUUUGAAGUGUUGGGUCGAUGUCAAGAGGCGAUAGACUGCCUCUGACCCAUGUUAGAGCAGCUCGUAAAAAUCCAUUUUGAACAUUUUUGUAUCAGAUCAAUUCUGUUGCCUUAACUUAACCGAUAGAUUGGCCAUUGCUUCAACUCUGGUUUGAUUGUUUCUGUCUUUUUGAACCUGUAGAGGUCCCACUCCCUACUUAGUACUGGUAGUUGGAUUUGGCUGCAACAUUCAGUCCUAUGGUGGGACUUAACGUCAGAGCACCGCAUACAUACUCUUGCAUGGAUUUGAUAUACCAUGAUGUAUACCAUAGUUAAAUACAGUGGUCAGCAUUGUAGAAUUAUUAUAAUUGUUAUGAUUAUUGUUUGUUUACACCAUUCACUGUAAAUAAUCUUUUUUUAUUUCAUUUUAUCAGCAACAAGGAUCCACUGAGGCGUGUGGCUUUUCUGUUCAGCCAGGAUGGUAUCCCACAAUGCAUUGGUGAUGUACUGAAUCUGGUUUAUGCCAUUAAUCAACCAGGAGGUAGACAAUUUUUUUACUUUAAUGUACCUUGCAGUGCCGAUUCAUGGCUAAAGAUUUUUCAGCAACACUACAACUCCCUUGGUGUUGCAGUAACACUACAAAACUUCUAUCCAUUGACACUGGUUAAAGUUCAAGAGAAUGAAGCUCAGGGUCGUUCUAAUUGAAUUACAAACAACCUCUGUGUUGAAAAUGAAACCAGGUUUAUCUCUACACCACCUGUGGAUGUGCACCAUGAAUUUUGCAACGUUAAGUCAACGCCAAGUGUUUAUUUCAACAGUCAUAGUGUUGAUUCAAAUCUUAAAGUGUUGAAUUGGUAUGGUAAAUUUUACUGUGCAGAAUAAAGCCACUGCUUAUUUUAGCGCCGCUAGCUGGUUUUGUAGAACAAAAUGACGUUUUGGCUUAUGACCUUAACUUCAUACUCUUUGGUAUGAUAUGAUAUCUUAAAAGUAAACAGGGUCAAAUGUGCUUUUGUUGAAUAGAACCGCUGUACAGAACCAGAGUGUGCAGGGCCUUUCAAAGUCAUGCCCAGUAAGCCAGCCUUGUUUGCUGAGCAACAUUUUACUCAUUUUGUUCUUUUUCUGCGCUUAUGUUAUGGGCCCUUGGGUCUCGAAGAUGUCAGUUUCACACCCAACUUGUCAAUAUAUGAUGCCAAAACAAAAAAUGAAGACGGUCUCAAUGUACAACCCCAGAAGUGUUUUUUUGUGCCACAUCAUGAUUCAUAAGGCCACGUUGCCUAGGCCUAAACCUUUCCCCAAACUUAACUGUCACAGAAACAAGCUUGGCAGCCUUUUGCGUCAAAUUUGACGCAAAGGGGGAGCCUUUGCCGUCUUAAUGUUGAGGCCUGGUCAAAGUGUCAUAUACUGACGAGUUGGAGCUAAAAUUGAGUAGGUUUCAGGUCCUGUGCUAGAGGUGACAUUUUUGGGAUGUGCAAAUGAAAUCCUUCCUCUGUAUUUAUUAUCUGUUUAUGCAGGCCUGUUUGACUUUAUGGGUUUCGAGAUGAUAUGUUUCGAGAUAACUUAUGUUUACUGAAGUCGAUGCAAUAUUUCUAUGUUGAUUUGGUAAAAUAAAUUUGAUCUACAGAA
This is a messenger RNA of Engraulis encrasicolus (European anchovy), 4711 nucleotides long. RefSeq names its product metadherin a (gene mtdha). The coding region runs from base 65 to 1636 and encodes 523 amino acids. The transcript has 11 exons. NCBI's taxonomy places the organism in Eukaryota, Metazoa, Chordata, Actinopteri, Clupeiformes, Engraulidae. Gene Ontology annotation, cellular component: nucleus. The record is from RefSeq and is a predicted model, not a curated record. Gene Ontology annotation, biological process: regulation of transcription by RNA polymerase II; positive regulation of angiogenesis; negative regulation of apoptotic process. Gene Ontology annotation, molecular function: transcription coregulator activity.